GAGAGAGAGAGAGAGAGAGAGAGAGAGAGAGAGAGAGAGAAACCUCAAAUAUCAUACAUCUCUUUGGUCAUUUAAAAUUUGUAACAUAAUUUCGAAUUUGAUAUAAAUAGCAACAACAACAAAAAAUAAUUUAAACGGGAGGUGAACUUUGGAACUUAAUGUCUGUCGCAGUCCUGCUGUAGCUGCCUCCUACCAUGCUACUAUCUCUGGAUUGUCUGGACCUGAAGAGCUGCCUGCUCGUGAUCUUUCUGCUCCUACUGCUGGUGGACUUCCUGAAGCACAGAAACCCACCUGAGUUCCCUCCUGGACCAUGGCCUCUGCCUUUCCUGGGAAAUGUCUUCAUUGGGUUUGGCUACCAGGCCAUGGACAAGGUUGCUGAACGGUUCGGCAAUGUUUUCAGCCUUCGGUGGGGUGGGGAGAAGGUGGUGUUUGUGUCUGGGUACAAGAUGGUGAAGGAGGUUUUGAUGACUCAGGGAGAUAACUUUUUAGACCGACCUGCAUCCCCUCUCUUUAGUGAUAUUUUCAAAGACUGUGGAAUCUCUGUAAGUAAUGGAUACAGAUGGAGGAGGCAACGCCAGUUCUCGGUGGCCCACCUAAAACACUUCGGUGAGGGGAAGAAAACCCUGGAGCUUCAUGUGCAGCAGGAGUGUAACUUCCUGUGUCAGGCAUUCCAACAGGAAAUGGGAGGGCCCUUCAACCCCCAACUCAUAAUAAACAGUGCUGUUGCAAACGGCAUUGGAUUCUUGGUGUUUGGAAAGCGAUUCGACUACAACGCUACAGACUUCCAGAACCGUCUGCGACUGAGCCAGGAGUCCAUUCUAUUGAUAGGCAACCCUCUGGUUCAGCUGUAUGAUGUAUUUCCAUGGCUCUUCAAGCGUUUGCCUGGGCUGCGUUCUGGCCCCCAUGUGACGAUUCUUUCCAACUAUGCAAAGAUUAUGUCUUUCCUGAGAAAAGAAAUAGAGAAACAUAAGAAGGACUGGGAUCCCUUUGAUCACCGGGACUUCAUUGACUCCUACAUCGGGGAAAUAGACAAGAAGAAGAGGGACACCGAGGCUGGGUUCCACUCAGAGAACUUGGUGUACUGCAGUCUGGACUUGUUUGAGGCUGGAACAGAAACCAUGACCAACACUUUACGUUGGGCUCUGCUCUACAUGGUGAAGUACCCUGAGGUUCAGGAGAAUGUCCAGGAGGAGAUCAAAAGUGUGAUUGGCCAGUCUCGCCAGCCCUGCCUUGCUGAUAGGGUGAGCAUGCCCUACACAGACGCUGUGAUCCACGAGACACAGAGAAUGGCCAACAUACUGCCUCUCAAUAUCAGAAUGUCAAGCAAAGAUGCUACCAUGGGGGGAUAUUUCAUACCCAAGGGCACAAAAGUGAUAGUCAACCUCUCCUCAGUGUUACGUGACCAGACAGAAUGGGAGACGGCAGACCACUUCAACCCACAACACUUCCUGGAUGUGCAUGGUCACUUCCGGAAAAGGGAGGCUUUUUUCCCAUUUUCUGCAGGAAAGAGGGCUUGUCUGGGGGAGCCGCUGGCCCGCAUGGAGCUCUUCCUCUUUUUCACCUCCCUCCUCCAGAGGUUCACCAUCUCUCCGUCCCCUGGAGAGGAACCACCAAGCCUGGAGCCCCAGGGAGUGGCCAUCCAGUCCCCUAAACCAUUCACCAUCUGUGCCUCCACAUGGUGAUGGAUCACUACCAUUAUAGUUCCAUGUUGGAGAAGAAGAGGAAUGCAUUUUUACUGUCCAUUUUCCUACUGUCCAUAUGGAAAUCUGUCUUUUUGCUUUUAACCCUACCCCCCGAGGGGUUGGAAGCACAGGGUCAGCCACAGUGCAGCGCCACUGGAGAAGUUGUGGGUUAAGGGCACAACGGCAGAUUGUAUGAUACACUGACUUACUGAGCACUGUCUGCAUGCUUAACAUAAUGCAUACACAGUAUUAUAUUUACAGUGUCCCCCCUUUCUUAAAGGUCCAUUGCAGCCA
Molecule: messenger RNA, 1976 nt
Organism: Coregonus clupeaformis (lake whitefish)
Lineage: Eukaryota; Metazoa; Chordata; Actinopteri; Salmoniformes; Salmonidae
Product: cytochrome P450 2J2
Exons: 9
Coding region: 195-1682 (495 amino acids)
Biological process (GO): xenobiotic metabolic process
Cellular component (GO): cytoplasm; intracellular membrane-bounded organelle
Molecular function (GO): oxidoreductase activity, acting on paired donors, with incorporation or reduction of molecular oxygen, reduced flavin or flavoprotein as one donor, and incorporation of one atom of oxygen; heme binding; iron ion binding
Source: RefSeq, a predicted model, not a curated record